Molecule: messenger RNA, 1393 nt
Organism: Choloepus didactylus (southern two-toed sloth)
Lineage: Eukaryota; Metazoa; Chordata; Mammalia; Pilosa; Megalonychidae
Product: 40S ribosomal protein S26-like
Exons: 2
Coding region: 629-976 (115 amino acids)
Biological process (GO): translation
Cellular component (GO): ribosome; cytosolic small ribosomal subunit
Molecular function (GO): structural constituent of ribosome; mRNA binding
Source: RefSeq, a predicted model, not a curated record
UACACUCCCCCAGGGAGAGAACCACUCUCGCCUGCUUGGGGACCUCCUUACCUUCAGCAUCAACAUCGUAUCUUUCAGGGGCUUGUCCUGAAACUCUAAAGUUCUUAUCUCAAGCCCAGUCCUGGGACUUUUUGAUGGGAAAUAGCAUCAGGAAUCCACACUUGCCCUGCUCUGGAAAAGUUCUGUUUUGCAAGCCCGGUUGGCUAUGAGAUGAGAGGCAGAAGCAGUACUGCCCAUGUCAUGAGGCCACAAAAAGUGACCACAGCCACCCCUGCUGUCAAAGAAUCAUCAGCUCAGCAUCCACAAGCAGAAUCACAUCUCAUAGCUGCCAGUGACAUCACAGAGAAGCCCUGCCUCAGGUGCUGUCAGCCCCUCUGCAAACAAACUAUGUCCAUGAACUUUUUGGAGUUGGAAAUUCUUUAGGAAAUCGAUGGUUAAUUUUUAUUUUCAGGCUCUCCUCCUACUAUUUCCUGGUCCUGGGGCUAAGAACUGGCUAGGUUUGAUACAAGAUGCCCCACAGCUCCCAUCUUUCUUGGAGAAGCUAGAGAUCUUGUCACCUAAAAAGGAAAAGGUAACUUAGCCUUUCUCGGGUAUUCGUCCGAACGUCCGUUGGCUGUUUUCUUGUAAGAUGACAAAAAAAAGAAGGAACAAUGGUCGUGCCAAAAAGGGCCGCGGCCACGUGCAGCCUAUUCGCUGCACGAACUGUACCCGCUGCGUGCCCAAGGAUAAGGCCAUCAAGAAAUUCAUCAUUCGAAACAUAGUGGAGGCUGCAGCCGUCAGGGACAUUUCCGAAGCAAGCAUCUUCGACGCCUAUGUGCUUCCUAAGCUGUAUGUGAAACUACAUUACUGCGUGAGUUGUGCCAUUCACAGCAAGGUAGUCAGAAACCGAUCUCGUGAGGCCCGGAAGGACAGGAAACCCCCUCCCCGAUUUAGACCUGCAGGUGCUGCCCCACGACCUCCACCAAAACCCGUGUAAGGAGCUGCGUUCAUAAGGCUGAAGAUAAACUAGUCUCUGGAAAAAAAAUAAAAUGGAAAUUCAACUUUAUAGCAUGGUGCUGAGGACAUUGCAAGGAUGAAAACAAAGACUGGUCUCAUGGAAGAGUGUGAGGCAAUGAGAAAGUCCUGCUGUUUAAUAUAGAGUGGCCUGUUCAUACAGUUGAAAAGAUGACAUUUAAUCAGAAGCCUAAAGAAAGUGAUUUGAUAAAUGGGGAAAGAGCUUUCCAGGUAUGUACCUAAAAGAAUUGAAAACGUAUAUCCUCACAUAGCAGCAAUCAUAAUAGCCAAAAGAUGGAAACCACCCAAAUGUCCAUCAACUGAUGAAUGGAUCAACAAUGUAUAUCCAUACAAUGGAAUAUUAUUUGACAAUAAAAGGAACAAGGUACUGAUACAUGCU